Messenger RNA from Bactrocera dorsalis (oriental fruit fly), 697 nucleotides. RefSeq names its product 39S ribosomal protein L54, mitochondrial (gene mRpL54). NCBI's taxonomy places the organism in Eukaryota, Metazoa, Arthropoda, Insecta, Diptera, Tephritidae. The record is from RefSeq and is a predicted model, not a curated record. The transcript has 5 exons. Bases 101 to 682 code for a protein of 193 amino acids. Gene Ontology annotation, cellular component: mitochondrial large ribosomal subunit. Gene Ontology annotation, molecular function: structural constituent of ribosome.
UGAUAUAAUUAAGGUUAUACAAUUCCAACUGUUCAAAUCCCAUUAUUGGUGCUAUACCCAUGUUAUUUAGUAUCCCAGAUAAAAUUGUGUAAAAUUAAAAAUGAAUGUUAAUAUUUUCACAAAAUCAAUAUACGCUUUACGGCAAAAUUUGAUAACCCAAUCAUUAUGGCGAUCGUAUGCGAAGCCAGCGCCUGCUGCGAUUGGAGGGAAAAAGAAGAAACUAGGAAAGCUUGGUCCAGUAAUAGAAAAAAAAGAAAUCCCAGUUGAGACCGAUGCUAAUAAGCUAGUCAGUUAUGUUUGUGGAAGCAACAUCUUAAAAACCGGUGAGGAUAUUAAGCUUAAAGCAGAUUCGGAAUAUCCUGACUGGUUGUGGUCUAUAAAUAUUGAUCGUAUAAUACCUAUAGAGGAAAUGGAUCCAGAAACAAAACAAUAUUGGCGUCGUCUUCGCAGGCAGGGACUAAGACGGAACAAUCAACUAAAAUAUAUACAUAAAUCAAGGGUGACUUCAUAUUUCUACUGUCAAACAACAAAGCAAUGGCUUAUUAUGUUAGUUUCGAGUGUUCCACCGGGGACAAAAUCCGCGCCACCACCAAUCAACUUGCUUGUUAUUUUUAUGUAUAGAGCCACGGUUAACGGGCUGUGUAAAAAGUUUGGAAGAAUAAUCAUCCGACCAGUAUACUAGAGUGGAAUGUUAACU